AACUCCCAUCUUACAAAAACUACUCCACGUGUCACGAAACUGUGCUCUUAGAGCACCCAAAAGAGGGGAAUUAAAAAAAAGGGGAAAUGCAAAAAGGUUCGUAAUGUGCAAGAAAGAAAAAGCGUUUUGAAAAGAGCUUUAAAAAGCCCAAAAUCUUCAAAGAAAAGAUAAAAGAAAAAGGAGCAGAGCGAUGAGCCAAUCUCCAUCUUCUUCUUCUUCAUCUUCGCCACAGUUGUCGCCACCACUAGAGAUCGAUGAAAGCCUGACCCUAAUUCCAGGCCUGCCAAACGACGUCGCAACGUUGAUCAUUUCCUUCGUCCCUUAUUCCCACCAUGGUCGACUCAAAUCCACCUGUAAAUCAUGGAGGCUUUUCCUCUCUUCCAAAACCCUAAUCACCCUCCGCCAUAUCCACCACCGAAGAAAGCUCUCCCACCUCCUCUGUAUCUUCCCACAAGACCCUUCCCUCGUCUCUCCUUACCUCUUCGACCCAAACAAUCUCGCUUGGUCCGCUCUCCGUCCCAUGCCCUGCAGCCCCUACGUGUACGGCCUCUGCAACUUCACCUCCAUCUCCGUGGGUCCCUAUCUCUACGUCAUCGGCGGCUCCUUAUUCGAUACUCGCUCCUUCCCCAUGGACCGCCCGUCUCCUUCUUCGUCCGCAUUCCGCUUCGAUUUCCGAACCUCCUCGUGGGAACGCCUCGCCCCGAUGCUAUCCCCUCGCGGGAGCUUUGCUUGCGCGGCUCUGCCGAAUUCCGGUCAGAUUUUGGUCGCGGGUGGCGGGUCGCGCCACUCUCUGUUCGCUGCCGCAGGCAGUAGGAUGAACUCGGUGGAGAGGUACGAUAUCGUGAAAGACGAGUGGGUUGCUCUGGAUGGUUUGCCGAGCUUCCGAGCAGGGUGCGUGGGAUUCUUUGUGAAGAAUGGGGAGGAGGAGAGGGAGUUUUGGGUGAUGGGCGGCUAUGGCGAAGCGAGAACGAUAUCGGGUGUAUUUCCGGUGGAUGAGUACUACAGGGAUGCGGUGGUUAUGGAAUUGAAGAACGGGAAUGGUGGCGGAAAUUGGCGGGAGGUUGGGGAUAUGUGGGAUGAUGGGGAGAGAACGAGGCUUGGGAAGAUCGUCGUCAUCGAGGACGACGAGGAUCGCGGACGUCCCGGCGUCUACAUGCUUGAUGGGAAUGACAUACUCAGAUAUGAUAUGGCUUCAAAUCGCUGGUGUGAGGAAUCACAUGUACCUAGAAAGGCUCCUUCAGACUCAUCAUUUGGUUUUGUGGUGUUGGAUGGAGAACUGCAUGUAAUAUCCCUUCUUAAGGCGGUUAGGUCUGCAGAAACUCGAAGGUUGCGGCACCACAAGAAGCCAGGAACAUUAUACAUCCAAAUCUACAACCCCAAGAGGAAGUCAUGGAGAUCUCUCAUAACAAAGCCGCCAUUUCAGGAUCCCUUGGAUUUUAAUACUGCAGUUAUUUGCACAAUUCGUUUGUGAACAAAUAUUAGUUGUUUUUCCUAGUGCAAAUAAUUGUACCAAUUGAUUUGUAGGUUGUUCAUGUGGUUUAAUUUGGUACCUCAUAUCGCAUAUUUGUAUAGGUCACCCAUGUACUGACUUGACUAAUAUGGAUCCGUGUAUUGAUGGUGCUUCAUGGGUGAAAGUGUCAUAUAUUGUAAUAGUUGUCAGUUGUUACCUGGAAAUAGUAAAUAAAUAAACAUUGUUUGUGUAAA
Ziziphus jujuba (common jujube) is the source of this 1704-nucleotide messenger RNA. Its product is annotated as F-box/kelch-repeat protein OR23. The transcript has 2 exons. The coding region runs from base 191 to 1471 and encodes 426 amino acids. Gene Ontology annotation, molecular function: protein binding. The record is from RefSeq and is a predicted model, not a curated record. NCBI's taxonomy places the organism in Eukaryota, Viridiplantae, Streptophyta, Magnoliopsida, Rosales, Rhamnaceae.